Diaporthe citri is the source of this 612-nucleotide messenger RNA. RefSeq lists its product as uncharacterized. Lineage: Eukaryota; Fungi; Ascomycota; Sordariomycetes; Diaporthales; Diaporthaceae. The coding region runs from base 1 to 612 and encodes 203 amino acids. The record is from RefSeq and is a predicted model, not a curated record. The transcript has a single exon. Gene Ontology annotation, molecular function: protein binding.
AUGUCCGCCGACCAGGACACCUUCACCUUCCUACCGCUCCACAUGGACCCCCAGUCCAAGGCCAUAUCCAGCACGCACCCGUCCACGUCGUCGCGCGCCCUGGCGCAGGAGCUCGAGACCCUGAACGCGCUCCACCGCUCGCUCCUGUCGCUCGAACACCCGGCCGUGGUCCCCCCGCCGCCGGUCCCCGUGCACCCGAAGCGGUCCAACAACAUCACCAAGCUCAAGGAGAGCGGCAACAAGUCGUUCAAGGAGGGGAAAUACCAGGAGGCGAUCAAGUUCUACACCCUGGGCGUGCAGAUGGCCCUGACGAGGCCCGCGUGGGAGCCGGCGGGCCUCAUCCGCGACGAGAGCGCCAUGCUACUCGCCAACCGCGCCCAGGCCCACAUGGAGCUGCGCGACUGGGUCGAGGGCGGCGCCGACGCCGAGUGCAGCGUCGAGGCCAAGAAGGUCGGGAACCCAAAGGCCUGGUACCGCCGCGGCAAGUGCCUGUUCGAGAUGGGCCGCUACGAGGAGGCGAGGGAGUGGGUCGGCAAGGGCCUCGAGAUGGAGGGCGAGGACGGGGAGCUGGCCAAGCUGCUGAAGGAGAUCGAGGGCAAGCUGCCCAAGUAA